Molecule: messenger RNA, 1584 nt
Organism: Drosophila obscura
Lineage: Eukaryota; Metazoa; Arthropoda; Insecta; Diptera; Drosophilidae
Product: insulin-like growth factor-binding protein complex acid labile subunit
Exons: 6
Coding region: 24-1511 (495 amino acids)
Cellular component (GO): extracellular matrix
Molecular function (GO): protein binding
Source: RefSeq, a predicted model, not a curated record
CAAUUAAAAAUAUUAUUUUGAAAAUGAAAUUUAAAAAUAAUUAUGUUAUAAUCUUUACAUUUUAUUAUUUUUUUUUAAUAAAUGUAACCACUCACGGAGAUACUGAUAACAACACAUUAUCCAGAGAAACAACAAUUACAAAGAACUUUGCACCUUUAAAAAAAAGCGAUCUGUGUACAAAAUGCACAUGCGACUUAGCGAACAAUUUAAUCGAUUGCACGAGAAACUUGAACAGUUUGCUUUCUAAGGAAGAAUGGGAUGUCUUAAUGGACGGAGACUUUGUUCUUGAAACUAUCAAGCUAGAUCACAACAAUAUUAGUAAAAUUCCAAUUUUGCAAACAUAUGCUGUAAAAAAUUUGUACUUAGGAAAUAACCAGAUAGAUUCAAUAGCUAUCGGUGCCUUUCAAAAUUUAUCUGAAAUGACCAGUCUAGAUUUAUCACAUAACAAAUUAACUUCAAAAGUUUUGCUACCAGAUGUUUUUAGAGGACCCUAUACCGUAACGGACUUUAAGGCGUUAUAUAAUUUGAAAUCGCUAAAUUUGGGACAUAAUGACCUGCAUUUUUUGGACGCAGAUUUAUUUGAGCAUGUUCCAAACCUAGAAGAGCUUAUUUUGUGCUCAAAUAAUUUUCAAAUAAUAAACGGAGUUUCAGAAGUGGCAAUUUCAGGCUUGGCAUCAUUAAAGAUAUUGGAUAUUUCAUACAUGCAGUUAAAAAUUUUGCCACAAACAAUUCUACAUGGGCCACGAGAUCUUGAAACUUUUAUAGCAGCUGGAAAUCUUUUCAGUAAAUUGCCAAAAGCUUUAACAUAUGCAAAGAAUUUGGCCAGUCUUGUUUUGAAUGAAAACCCAAUUGAAGAUCUUCAAGGCGAUAACAUUUUUCCUAUGAUGACUAACUUAAAAUAUCUCAGUAUGUCUUAUAUGCCAAAGCUGCGGCAUGUCGGAGUUGGAGCUAUGAGUGAAUUGCAGAAUCUUACAGAACUAAUAUUGUCUGAUAACAAGUUUCUAGUCGAAAUCGAUGAGCUCGCCCUAGCAAAAAACCUGUCUGAUGGACAAUACAUGAACUAUCCUCCAUUGGAAAAAAUUUACUUAAAUAAUUGCAACCUGACAGCAAUACCAAGGUCAUUACUUGUACGUUGGGAUAAACUUGGAGUACUUGAUCUUCGAUUUAAUCCAUGGAACUGCGAUGAGUCGAAUGAUUAUUUAAUUAACAUCCUUCUACCACAAAUAAACAAAACAACCCCAAUUCUGGCAAAAAAUGUAGAGUGUAGUUCACCCCCUGUAUUACAAAAUGUGGCUGUUUUAAAGGUAGCGACGGAUCGUUUAAUUGACAAUAACAGCAGCAGUAGUAUUUUCUGGAUUGGGCUCCUAGUUUUUAUAUUUAUUGGCUUUCCGAUUACAUUAGGAAUUAUUGUAUUAUAUAGACGUGGCUGCUUUUAUUUAAAUAAAAAUGACAGUGUUACCAGUCAUGCUCUAUAUAAUAGAGCAAAGUUCAAUGACGAUUUCCAAAUUUAAACAUGUUGUAAUAUAUGUAUUGUUAUAUUUAUCAUACCCAACAAAGAAAAUAAAAUUAUAUAUUUGUACCCAA